Messenger RNA from Xyrauchen texanus (razorback sucker), 418 nucleotides. RefSeq lists its product as uncharacterized. NCBI's taxonomy places the organism in Eukaryota, Metazoa, Chordata, Actinopteri, Cypriniformes, Catostomidae. The record is from RefSeq and is a predicted model, not a curated record. Bases 41 to 286 code for a protein of 81 amino acids. The transcript is spliced from 2 exons.
UUUCUCUCAACACAUUCCGCACACGCUAGAGAAGAGAAGGAUGGAGUUAUCACUCAUGGGAGCACAGCAUUUUCAAGCAAUCAGCGGGACCUUCAUGGAUUCUCCAUAUAAUGGCAGCACAUCCCUUCAGACUUCCACCUCUAACCUCAACAUGAGCUUCUCCCAACCAGCUGAGCAGGAAGAGGAGGGCAAGUUCUCCAGCGAUGCAAUCUGGCUGUGGGUGGCUGUCAUUGCAACCAUUGGCAACAUAGUGGUGGUAGCGGUGGUGUGUGCCUGUGCCUUUUAGACCCCGUAGUCUGUAAGAACACAGCCUGCUCCUGACUCUUUACCCUUAGCACUCAUUAGUAUGCAGCAACCUUGAUCUCUUCUUUCUCCUGAGAUAUCCCUGACAGUCAUGUCGAGUGAAUGAAGUUGAAUU